UCCCCCAUCCACCGCUACAAAGUAGUCCUCUCCCCACUCUCCUUUCUCCUCUCUCUCUCUCUCAAAAAGUUUUCAAAGAAAGUUUCACUUUCUUCCACCAAAACUGUCAAUAAAUGAUCAGUAUUGAUCAAGAAAUCAAACCCAUAAGCAGAAGAAUCAUGGGAGAAGGCCCAGAUGAUGAUGAUGAUGAUGAUAGAGGACAUGAUAUAAAGUGGCCACUAUGGUUGAGUCCACUUCUUCAGACGAGAUUCUUUGUUCAAUGCAAAUCACAUGCUGAUGCACACAAAAAUGAAUGCAAUAUGUAUUGCUUGGAUUGUUUGAAUGGCGCCCUUUGUUCUCUCUGUUUAUCAUCCCACAAAGAUCAUAGAGUUAUUCAGAUAAGGAGAUCAUCAUACCAUGAUGUAAUAAGGGUUUCGGAGAUUCAGAAGUUCUUGGACAUAACAGGGGUUCAGACCUAUAUAAUCAAUAGUGCCAGAAUUGUGUUCUUGAAUGAAAGGCCUCAGCCUAGGCGUGGUAAAGGUGUCACCAAUACUUGCCAAGUCUGUGAGCGCAGUUUGCUUGAUUCCUUCAGUUUCUGCUCACUUGGUUGCAAGAUUGUUGGGACAUCAAAGAACUUCAUGAAUAGGAAAAUGUGCAAGAAGUUGGAUGGUUCAGACACUGAGGAAUCACUGAAUCGUAGCGCUCAGAGAAGACGACGAAGCUUUACACCGCCCCCAACCACCAUGAGCUACAGAACUGGCGGCAAGAGGAGGAAGGGAGUUCCACACAGAUCUCCAAUGGGAGGAUUUAUCAUAGAAUACUAAUAAAGACAGCACUGGUCAUAGAUAGAUAUUAUACCCAUAAAUAUACAGGUAUAGUAUGAAAAAAUAAUUUCACCACUACAUAUAUGUAUCUUGUUUCAUGUAUGUUAUUACAGCAUCUGAGCCUUUGUGCCCGGAGGCCGAUGUUGGGGAACUGAAGUAUAAGCUCCAAUGUAGAUAAAAGAAAUGAAUAGUGAAACAGUAUGUAGAUGGGUGAUGCACUAUGUGUUAAGUCUUGUUAGGAUUAGUUAUAGGGGAUGAAGGAUAUAAUGUCUAAAUGUGUAUAUAUUAUAAGCUUGUUGGGAUAUGUUGUACUGUGAAAAAUGAAUAAAAUGGUUAGUAAAUUUGAAGUUUGGUGUUAUAGCUUGUAA
Molecule: messenger RNA, 1171 nt
Organism: Tripterygium wilfordii
Lineage: Eukaryota; Viridiplantae; Streptophyta; Magnoliopsida; Celastrales; Celastraceae
Exons: 4
Coding region: 114-803 (229 amino acids)
Source: RefSeq, a predicted model, not a curated record